UUUCCCCCCCCUACUUCCGUAAAUAAGCAUCAGUGGAGCUAGCAGCUUCAGCAGAAAGUGAAAACACAAACGGACAGUCCAGCGCGGCUCUCUCUGCCAUGGUCACACCGUUAACCGGGAGACGUUAACGACUCCAGAACCUGACGGCUGUUCUCCAGAAGUCUCCUAGAUAAUCUGGGAGCUGAGUGAUGUUCAUGCAUCUCACAUAAUGUGACUGCAGCAGCUCUGGCAGCCUCGUCCGUCCACACCGUCCCCCGGCCCUCGUCCCCCGCCCUGCCGUCUCACUGAAGUUCAUCCCUCUAACCUGCCGUCAUGGUGGAUGUAACCAAAUGGCCCCUUUUCAGCCUGAUGGGGCCUCAGGAGCUUUCAACCAUACGGAAAGCGUGCGUGUUUGGAACGUCCGCUAAUGAGGCCAUCUACAUCACCAACGAUGACGAGGUGUUUGUGUUUGGGCUGAACUGCAGCAACUGCUUGGGAACAGGAGACAGUCAAAGCUCAAUCAUGCCAAAGAAGCUGGACUUCCUGAGUGGCAGGAAAGUGGUCAGCCUGAGCUACGGCAGCGGCCCUCACAUCCUGCUGGCCACAGAGGAUGGAGAGCUGUUUGCCUGGGGCCAUAAUGGCUACAGCCAACUGGGAAACGGGACGACCAACCAAGGAGUGGCUCCAGUGCUGGUGUCUGCCAACCUGCUCAAUAAGAAGAUCACUGAGGUGGCCUGUGGCUCGCACCACUCCAUGGCUCUGACCGACUCAGGGGAAGUGUACGCGUGGGGCUACAACAACUGUGGUCAGGUGGGUUCUGGCUCCACAGCCAACCAGCCGACGCCCCGCAGAGUGUCCAGCUGCCUGCAGAACAAGCUGGCCGUCAGCAUUGUCUGCGGGCAGACCUCAUCGCUGGCAGUCGUGGAUAAUGGAGAGGUGUACGGCUGGGGCUACAAUGGCAAUGGGCAGCUUGGACUUGGAAAUAAUGGGAACCAGCUCACUCCCUGUCGGCUUGUAGGUCUGCAGGGUUUAUGUGUGCAACAGAUCGUCUCAGGCUAUGCCCACUCCUUGGCGCUGACCGACGAAGGGCUGCUUUACGCUUGGGGCGCCAACACAUAUGGACAACUGGGCACCGGGAACAAGAGCAACCAGCUGAGCCCGGUUCAGAUCAUGGCCGAGAAAGAGAGGAUCGUAGAAAUCGCCGCCUGUCACUCCACACACACAUCAGCCGCUAAGACCCAGAGCGGUCAGGUGUACAUGUGGGGGCAGUGCAGAGGUCAGUCCAUAGUGCUGCCUCACCUCACGCACUUCACCUGCACCGACGAUGUCUUUGCAUGCUUCGCCACCCCCUCGGUGAUGUGGAGGCUCCUUUCCAUGGAGCACGAUGACUUCUUGACCGUGGCUCAGUCUCUGAAGAAGGAGUUUGACAACCCAGAGACAGCCGACCUCAAGUUCUGCGUCGAUGGCAAAUAUAUCUAUGUCCACAAAGCGGUCCUCAAAAUCAGGUGUGAACACUUCAGAUCGAUGUUCCAGUCCCACUGGAACGAAGACCUGAAGGAGGUGAUUGAAAUCGACCAGUUCUCCUACCCCGUCUACCGCUCCUUCCUGGAGUUCCUCUACACCGACAACGUGGAGCUGCCUCCUGAAGACGCCAUCGGGCUGCUGGAUCUGGCAACGUCAUACUGUGAGAACCGCCUGAAACGUCUGUGUCAGCACAUCAUCAAGAGGGGGAUCACGGUGGAAAACGCCUUCUCUCUGCUGUCUGCUGCUGUGCGUUACGAUGCAGAGGACCUGGAAGAAUUCUGUUUCAAGUUCUGCGUAAAUCACCUGACCGAGGUGACCCAGACCACCGCUUUCUGGCAGAUCGAUGGCAAUCUGCUCAAAGACUUCAUCUGUCGAGCCAGUCGCUGUGGAGCCUUUAAGAACUGACCUCAAGCCGAGGUGAUGAUCGGAGUAGAGGAUGGUGCAGGACUCCUCCAAGUACUUCAUCGCCUCUCACUGACAGAAGUUUUUAGAUCAUCACUGUUCAAUCUGUUACUCGCCUCAUUCCAGAUGAGAAGCUGUCCAUACUGGAACGAUAAGCUGACAGGUAGCAGCAUCGUUACAUACUGUAGCUGCUUCCCACAGUGCCUGGCCUGUGCAUUUACACAUAUUGUGUAAAGUGGGAGCUUAAAUCCGUUGCGGAGCUUGCUGUUGCUUGAUCGAGUUAUUUCUUUUUAGCUUGAAAGGUUCUGGCCAGUCGCCUGAUAUCAUUUGACGUUUUCUAUUUUUCUGUUGAGUUGACCAAGUUACUUUAAGGGUUUGCACUUGUGUUCUGAUUAUCCUAGUUUGGAUGUGCCGUCCAGAUUCACGGUUUUCAGGCUGAGAUCGGAGACUCUUUGCACUUGUCGCUGUUAGGAUAGGAAACCAUUUGGAGUGUGAACACUGAUAUUAAUACUCCAGCAUUCAAGGCUGGAUUUAAUCCGUUUAGGUCAAAUUCAUCUCAGUGAAUAUUAGUCCUAGUGGCCUCCACAGCUGCAGUGCUGAUGUUCUGUUUAAGGAUGUAAGUUACAGAGUCUGGUUCACUCUUGGUUUGAAGACGCCACAGGCUGGAUUGUGUUAUUGUGGGCAGCUACUGCUCCGCAACAUUAAAGGCUUUUUUUGUGUUUCUGUCCCAUGCAGACUCUAUUCAUACGAAAACAGAUCUGUCUGCUGUAUGAAUGUGUUGCAUUGCCUGUUGGUUUGAAAACACAGUGGGCUCUGGAUGUUUCUGGCGGGCAGGCUGUGAUAGAGACAGAGCAGCUGGUUGCAGACUGGACCGCUGGACUGUCAGCGUGAGGUCUGCAGAGCACAGUGUUCCAACACUUUGGAGAAUUUAGAAGUCUCCACUGUGUUUGGGUAUUAUCCAUGGAAAGAAUGUAGAAAUCAAAGACUCCCAAUCAUAGCUCCUAGAGUGAUGAAUUUAAAAGGUGUGGAUGACAGAAAAUCCCCUCGCAGUUUCUGCUGCGUUUGUUUUUCUGAUCUGUGUGCUUGCAGUGCCUCCAGUCAGUGUAGCUCAUUUUGUGACUUCUCAGAGGAGUCUAUAGAGACAGAUGAUGGCCUUUAUGCCAUGCACUCCAUUGGAGAGAUAUGGAAAGCAGAAAUUAGCCUGAUUCAAGGCCUUAAAGCCACAGUAGUCACAGAUAGAGGGGAAAAAAUGCCAAGUUGAACUAAAUAGAAACUUUUCUUUAAGAUAUGUGGCCUUGCAGAAGCUUAGAUUGUGUGGCCUUGGGUUUUUCUUUUUUCCAUCUGCACGAUUUAUCUACUGUAUCUUGAAAAUGUCAUUUUACAGUGUUAGCAUUUAUUACGUUUUUUUUAGAGACUUCUGCACUACUGCUGUGUGUAUUUUGAAGAGCAUAUUUAGUCAUAUCUAUGCAGGACAUUCAAAAUGAAUAAUUGUGUUUAUUGAUACUGAGUAUUAUGAAGUGCCAGUUAAAUUUUGUGACCUCCACAAGCAAAUAAAAUGAUUCUGAUA
Messenger RNA from Acanthochromis polyacanthus (spiny chromis), 3472 nucleotides. Its product is annotated as RCC1 and BTB domain-containing protein 1. Lineage: Eukaryota; Metazoa; Chordata; Actinopteri; Pomacentridae. The transcript is spliced from 13 exons. Bases 313 to 1908 code for a protein of 531 amino acids. Gene Ontology annotation, molecular function: protein binding. The record is from RefSeq and is a predicted model, not a curated record.